Molecule: messenger RNA, 1130 nt
Organism: Suillus plorans
Lineage: Eukaryota; Fungi; Basidiomycota; Agaricomycetes; Boletales; Suillaceae
Product: ADP-ribosylation factor family-domain-containing protein
Exons: 6
Coding region: 382-930 (182 amino acids)
Biological process (GO): vesicle-mediated transport; intracellular protein transport
Cellular component (GO): cytoplasm
Molecular function (GO): GTPase activity; GTP binding
Source: RefSeq, a predicted model, not a curated record
UAUGAAUCUGCGGAUAUACAAGUCGGUCUACUCGGUCCUCUCAAAGCGCGCGGCCUGCAAUUGCUCAUGCGUGGCAAACAUAUCGAAUGAAACCAGAUACUCUGGCAACAUCAAAUACAGGAUAAGCCUGAUAGCAAGUCUUGACCAGUCGCAAAGCAGUGUGAAAGUAGACGGGACACUGGCAGCAAUUGACUCAUGUCAAGUAUCUCACCACAGCUGCCGGAAUUUGUGAGUCAGGAUCUAGGUGAUUCGUGUAAGCGCAGCAGUCUACCAGGGACACGUAUUGAAAACUCUCUUGGACGUGUCACGAGAAUACUCAAUAUAAAGGUGUUCAUGCAAUGGCCAGACGAUUAGAUCACCGCAGAAACUCUUUCAGACAACAUGGGACUUGUUAUUUCUCACAUUUUUUCAGGGCUAUUCACCCAACAGGAGUCAAGACUACUGAUGCUUGGACUCGACAAUGCGGGGAAAACAACGAUCCUCUACAAGCUGAAGCUCGGCGAGGUUGUCACGACCAUUCCUACAAUAGGAUUCAACGUGGAAACGGUUGCGUACAAGAAAAUCCAGUUCACCGUGUGGGACGUCGGGGGUCAACAAAGGAUUCGUCUGCUCUGGCAGUACUACUUUAAUGAUGCAGAGGGCAUUAUUUUUGUGGUCGAUUCCUGCGAUCGCGAUCGCAUUUCAGAAGCGAAAGAGGAACUUCACAUGCUGAUGAACAACGACCAAUUACGGGACUCGCUUUUGCUUGUGUUUGCAAAUAAGCAGGACAUGCCUGGCGCUAUGAGCGCGAGUGAACUCACCGAUAAACUGGAAUUGCGGAUGCUCGGACGGAGAACGUGGUACAUCCAGUCUACUUGUGCAACUUCGGGCGACGGCUUGUACGAGGGCCUAGAAUGGCUGGCUACCGAUCUCAGGAAGCGUCGCUGGUAGAUCAUGCUUCUCUGUGUGGUUCAGUGGUAGGACGAGGGGUUUCGUAGUAUGUUCGCAAUAUAGUGUAAUGUUAUUAGUCUUGGUAAUGGUGAGGGUAUUAUUGUUCGCUGCAUGGCCCCCUUAUCAAGGUCCGCGUUAAGGCUGUUAGUUUAAUAGUUGGCGAUGACCAGCAGACGUGGAAGACCAAGAAGGGAACCGCC